UACGUGGUGUCAUUUUGCAACGUAUAGGUAGCGGGUUACAAAAGAGUGUUUCUUAUACAACUCACUGAAACGUGUUGUCGUAGCGCCUUUGAUAUUUUUUGCAAGCUUUUCGGCUGGGAUGGCGCAUGUAUGCAUCCACUGGUUCCGAAAGGGACUCCGUCUCCACGACAAUCCCGCCCUGAUGUCGGCUCUGAGGGGAUGUAAGGAGAUCUAUCCUCUGUUCAUCCUGGACCCCUGCAUCCACAACAAAGAGAGCAUGGGGGUCAACCCCUGGAGGUUCCUCAUGGGGUCCCUCCAGGACCUCGACGGCAGUCUGAGGAAACUCAACUUAAGGCUUUUUGUGGUGAGGGGCAAGCCGCAGGACAUCCUCCCCCAGCUCUUCCAGAAGUGGGGCGUAUCGCGGAUGACCUAUGAGUACGAUACAGAGCCCUACAGCCGCAGCAGGGACCUGAAGGUGUCCGAGCUGGCCAAGGAGCACGGCGUGGAGGUCGUCUACAAGAUCUCCCACACGCUGCAUGACGUCGACCGGAUCAUCGAGGAGAACAACGGGAAGGCCCCCCUGACCUACGGCCGUUUCCAGACUGUUCUGAAGACCCUGGGACCCCCCAAGAGACCAAUACCUUCUCCGACUGUUGAAAACAUAAAGGAUGUGAAAGCACCGUGUGUGGAGAGCCAUGAGGAGCAGCAGUAUGGGCUGCCCUCCCUGGAGGAGCUGGGACAUGACCUGUCCUGCCUGCAGGAAGCACAGUUUCCUGGUGGAGAGGAGGAGGCUCUGAGGAGGCUGGAGGAAAGCAUGGAGAGAACGGGGUGGGUGUGCAGCUUUGAGAAGCCUCAGACCGCACCCAAUUCACUCAGCCCCAGCACCACCGUCCUCAGCCCCUACCUCACCUUCGGGUGCCUGUCUGCGCGCACCUUCUGGUGGAGACUGGCUGACGUCUACCAAGGGAAGAAGCAUUCGGCUCCACCUGUGUCCCUGCACGGUCAGCUGCUGUGGAGAGAGUUCUUCUACACAGCCAGCGUAGGGGUCCCCAACUUCGACCGCAUGCUGGACAACCCAGUGUGCACCCAGAUCGACUGGGACACCAACCCAGAGUAUCUGAGCGCCUGGAAAGAGGCUCGUACUGGCUUCCCCUUCAUCGACGCCAUCAUGACCCAGCUGCGGCGGGAGGGCUGGAUCCACCACCUGGCGCGGCACGCCGUGGCCUGCUUCCUCACCAGGGGAGACCUCUGGAUCAGCUGGGAGGAGGGCAAGAAGGUGUUUGAGGGGCUACUGUUGGACGGAGACUGGGCUCUGAAUGCAGGGAACUGGCUGUGGCUGUCGGCCAGCGCCUUCUUCCACCAGUACUUCAGGGUCUACUCCCCCAUCGCUUUUGGAAAGAAGACUGAUAAACACGGAGAAUACAUUAAGAAAUAUCUACCGGUGUUGAAGAAGUUCCCUGUUGAGUACAUAUACGAACCAUGGAAGGCACCCCUUAGUGUUCAGAAGGCGGCGGGGUGCAUUGUGGGUAAAGACUACCCCUCUCCAAUAGUAGAGCACGAAGUAAUUAGCAAACAGAACAUCCAGCGCAUGAAAACAUCGUAUGGGAAGAGAUCUCAGGGAGUCUCCGAAUCGCCACAACCAAUGAAAGCUGGGAAGCGCAAGGGACCGUCUGUCUUGGACAUGCUGAAGAAUAAGAAGAAGAAAUAAUAUAACAAUCCUGCAUCUGUUCUGUUUCAGUAUCACUUGUAUUAUAUUGUCGGGGGCAUAGAAUUGAUUAUGCAUAGUUCUGUUUAUAUGAACACAUUAUUAAAACAAUAUUUUUUUACAUGCCUUCAACAAUCUUUUCAUCUGAAUGACAAAACAUGAUUAGUUAAUAUUAGUCAACCAUCCUAUAUCUAACGAAAGAUACUGUACUACUUUUAUCGUUUUGAAUAAUAAAAAAUUGCAUUGGAA
Molecule: messenger RNA, 1933 nt
Organism: Gadus chalcogrammus (walleye pollock)
Lineage: Eukaryota; Metazoa; Chordata; Actinopteri; Gadiformes; Gadidae
Gene: cry5
Product: cryptochrome circadian regulator 5
Exons: 11
Coding region: 119-1687 (522 amino acids)
Biological process (GO): entrainment of circadian clock by photoperiod; circadian regulation of gene expression
Cellular component (GO): cytoplasm; nucleus
Molecular function (GO): DNA binding; FAD binding
Source: RefSeq, a predicted model, not a curated record